UCUGUCCUCUUUGAAUUCGGUGCACACUGGGAUUGCCCGCAUCAAGUUCUGACGAUGUGCAAACUUUGCAGCAUCAAAUGCAUGUUCAUUUUCUUCAAUACGGUCUUCUUGGCAUCUGGGGUUGCCCUAAUCAUCAUCGGAGCGCUGCAAUACACGACUUACUCACAGAUUGGCACGUUCGCAGGGAGCGGCCUGUCUAAAAUCGCCAUCGUCCUCAUCGCAGUGGGUGUCACCAUAGCCCUCGUCUCCCUCUUGGGCCAUGUUGGGGCGUUCUUGAAUAAUUCCUCUAUGGUGUCUUGUUUCAUCUGUAUCCUGAUAGUGAUCAUCAUCAUGGAGGUACUGACAGGGGCUGCCUUUUACAUAUUCCGCAGCAGGACUGCCCUCCUCCAGAUGAACAGCGGCAUCAACUCCAAAGCACGAGAGGUGAUCUAUGAAUACAAGCCGGAGAACAGACACGCCAUCAACAGAAUUCAGGAGAAGUUCAGGUGCUGCGGCGCAGACGGCAGCGCUGACUGGUCCAAGAGCGUGGGCUGGGAAAACCACAAUGCCGUGCCAGAUUCCUGCUGCGUGGUGAAGAGCGAGGGUUGUGGACAGAAGAAGGAGGAAGUACACACAAAGGGUUGUAUCUGGGCUAUGAAGCACUUCCUGUUGAAAAACCUGGUGUGGGUCGGUGCUGUCUGCAUCGCUCUUGGAGUCACAGAGGUUUUGGGAGUGUUAGUCGGGGUGUGCUUGUGUCUGGACAUAAAGCGAAAAAGCUAUGAAAACCUCAGCUGAUGUGCCCCCCUGCCCGAGCACAGAUGACUUACCACGUCGCUGACUUCUUCUCUUUUGUUCAAAUUUGAUCUAUUUGACAACUAAAAUGUACCUUAUUGCUACUUUCAUGCUUGUCAAAUUAGACCAUUUCAAAAAGUUAAGUGACAAAUGGAAAUCAGCUUGUCCAUUGACACUGAA
Messenger RNA from Chelmon rostratus (copperband butterflyfish), 951 nucleotides. Its product is annotated as CD63 antigen-like. NCBI's taxonomy places the organism in Eukaryota, Metazoa, Chordata, Actinopteri, Chaetodontiformes, Chaetodontidae. Gene Ontology annotation, cellular component: membrane. The transcript has 7 exons. The coding region runs from base 55 to 774 and encodes 239 amino acids. The record is from RefSeq and is a predicted model, not a curated record.